Molecule: messenger RNA, 788 nt
Organism: Zingiber officinale
Lineage: Eukaryota; Viridiplantae; Streptophyta; Magnoliopsida; Zingiberales; Zingiberaceae
Exons: 4
Coding region: 1-744 (247 amino acids)
Cellular component (GO): plasma membrane
Source: RefSeq, a predicted model, not a curated record
AUGACAUUCCAUCACGGGAGAGCAUUUAAUAAGCGCCUUAUCGAGGCACAGAGCGCGUGCUCGCCCUUAUUGACGGAGAUUGGCGCAAAUUCCGAGGAGAUCCGAGAGAGGGUGGCGUUGAUUGAGGCCGACUGUCGGAUCAGAUCUGGGGAAAUAAAAUCCACAAGCACGCAUCUUCUUCUCCUUCGCUCGGUUUCUCACGCUGCGAAGGCCGGUACGCCACUUCUCCCUCCUUCGCCAUCACUCCACCAAAGGGGCCGGCGAUACGCCACCACUCCACCGCCGCCGGCCGGCCAUCUCCUCUCCAUCUUCCCACCGUCAUUUUCUACCCGCGAUUCCAGCCAACGCCAUCAUUUCCUCCAGUGGCUCUUCGUGAUUGUCUGCCCCGACGUGCCGACACCAGGAUCCAGGCCACGACGGAGUUUCUCUACUUCAGAUCCAAACCGCAACCCUCUUCUCUUCGGGCUAGAAGAUAAGGGGGCCUUCAUAGUCAACAUCCGGCCACGACAUCUCCAAGAUUUGGCCGCCCUAAGCAAGCAGCGGUCCUCUUUCGGAGAGCUCUUCACUUUAUGCUUAGCACUGGCUUCCCACAGACAUCUCCGGCCUUCAUCAGAUUCUGAACAGCAAGCUUCUUCUUCAAUGGAGGAGAUCACCAAGGAGUUUGAGGAGAGGAAGAUUGAACUCGAAGCUAAGGCUCUAGAGAUCUAUCAGGCCUCAGACGCUGAUAUCAAGGUAUGUUGCUGAAAAAUUUGUACAUAACAAUGUGAUUUCUUAAUCAAGAAACUACU